UGAGGGGUGGGGAAAUUUUGAAAGUUGGAUCCUGUAGACCCGGUACUGGAAAAGUUUUCUGUGGGAGAAGUUGUGGGGCAGUGGGUGUGCUCAUUAUUCCUGCUGCCUCCCGGCCCGUGAAUAUUAAUAUCGAAGUAGCCGGUUCUUUUUUUUGUGGGAUCUGAAGUCAUGAGUAACAAGAAACUAAGACGAGUGGGUUUAUCGCAAGAACUGUGUGACCGUCUGAGCAGACAUCAGAUUGUGACCUGUCGGGACUUUUUAUGUCUUUCCCCACUGGAGCUUAUGAAGGUGACUGGCCUGAGUUACCGAGGCGUCCAUGAACUUCUGUGUGUGGUCAGCAGAGCUUGUGCCCCACAGAUGACAACGGCUUAUGGGAUAAAGACACAAAGGUCUGCUAAUCUCUCACCAGCUUUCUUAUCCACGGCUCUCGCUGCUUUGGAUGAAGCCCUACAUGGUGGUGUCGCUUGUGGAUCCCUCACAGAGAUUACAGGUCCACCAGGUUGUGGUAAAACUCAAUUUUGUAUAAUGAUGAGUGUGCUGGCUACAUUACCCACCAACAUGGGAGGAUUAGAAGGAGCUGUUGUGUACAUUGACACAGAGUCGGCAUUUAGUGCUGAACGACUGAUUGAGAUAGCAGAAUCCCGUUUUCCUAGUUAUUUUAACACUGAAGAAAAAUUACUUUUGACAAGUACCAAAGUUCAUGUUUACCGAGAACUUACCUGUGAAGAAGUUCUACAAAGGAUUGAAUCUUUGGAAGAAGAAAUUAUUUCAAAAAGAGUUAAAGUUGUGAUUAUUGACUCCAUUGCUUCUGUGGUCAGAAAGGAAUUUGAUACACAACUUCUAGGCAAUAUGAAAGAAAGAAACAAAUUUUUGGCCAAAGGAGCAUCCUUAUUAAAGUAUUUGGCUGAGGAAUUUUCGAUCCCGAUGAAGGGGAUGAUUUAAAAUACAUAGAGGACACUUCAGAUGAAUCAACUCUCAGUAAUUACAGAAUGCCAAGAUAAGAAUAGAGGUAUUAUGUUUUAUUUUAUUAAGUAUUGAAGGUAAUGGGGUAAUCCAAAGUAUAAUAUCAUCUGGAACAUGGACAAAACACCAUGAAUUCUGUACUAAUUGCCAUGUGUUACUUUUCAUCAUUCCUUUGAGAAAACCUUUUGCAAUAGAGUUUGACUUCAUUUUCUAAUCCAGGUUUCAAAAUAACAUUUCCAUCUGACCUGGUAUUUUAGUGGGCCGGGAAAUUAGCAUGAGAGAGCUUUGAUUUUUUAAAAUGUGUUUCUCAAGACUGGAAAUAUCUUAGGUUGCCAAAAAAUCUUUUAUGAUCCAGUAAGCAUAGUUGUAAGACAAUACGUCAUCCAGAAUUUUAAAGAUGAAUGUAAGCAGGAAGUUUUGCAUAUUGAAGUCCGCAUCGAAAAAGAUACAUUGUAGCCUUUUACAGACUCUGAUUUCCCCAAAGCCCGGGUCACUUAUCUGUAAAGGUCCAUAGUAAGCAUAAAUUUAUUAUUCAGGAUUAUUUAAGAUUUUAAGUCCAUACGCUUUCAGGAACUCUUCAGUUGUUUUCUCAUGUUUCAUUGAAGGACAUUUAAUAUACAGGUUUUCUUAGUGUGGCCUUUCAUAAGUACCAUCUGGGCAGUUGUCUCGGUUGAUUAUUUGUCUCUGAAGGCCUGUUCUAACUGCAUUUAUCUGUACUUACUGAAUAGCUCCUCAUUACUCAGCACACGCUUUAGUGAAGAGAUUCUGAGGAGUAACGGCUGACGUUCUCCAUACCGUGGUCUGUCUGCGUGUAUGUGCCUGUGGAUAACUCGGCAACCUCUUCCCCAGCAAAGUAACAGCCAGUGUGGUUCAGCCAAAGUCUAGAGGAAUGAAGUAACUGAAGAGGGAGGUUUUUUCCCCUGGAUAAUGCUGAGUGACACUCUCCUUGGGUUUUUUACUGAAUUGCUCAGGUAGUAGGUUGUAUUUCAUUGGCGUGGUAGGUAGUAAACACAAAGAAAACAACCACCAACAAAUGGGAAAUACCAGGUAAUUUGGAUGAUCUACUUUCUUGCCACAGUAUACAGCUAAGCACUUUUCCUGUGUAAUUCAAAAAUGUAUGCUUAGAUCAGAAUCUGAUUUAGAGGGUAUGAAAACAUGUUGUCUAUUUUUUCCAGUAUCAGGUUUAAUAAAAACUGGCAAUACACUAAUUUUUUCACAGAGAUGGGUUAGAAUAUUUUAUAUGCUUGUCAAUUUUUUAAAUAUAGAGUUCUCUGAGGCUUAUUUCUACUUAGAAGGAGGUACUGUGAUUCACCAAAUUGUGUGAAUUAAAGGCAUGAUCAAGGAACAGGGCAUUAAAAGUCAUGGCCCUGCAGUAUUGGAAGUGCUUUGAUCUUUUGUUUUGACACGUUAAGUUUAUCUUUAAUUAUAUGUGAUGACAUUUGAUUACUAUACACUUAGACUAUUAUAAUGUGGUUUGUAAAAUGUAGUUUAUAGUAUGUAAUAACUUCAGCACCCAUAUUUCUAUACUUAGGAGUUUGCAGAGUGAUGUUUUAGUUUUGUUUAAGUGUGAACUAUUAGACCUCUGAAUUAGCAGAUAUUUAAAAUGUAAAAUAUUUAGUACCCAGGCAAAGUAUGAUUUCUGUGCAGUAAGGGCUAUGAAUGUUUCCUGUGUCACCUGGUGUUUUAUGUUGUGAA
Chinchilla lanigera (long-tailed chinchilla) is the source of this 2658-nucleotide messenger RNA. It is a transcript of the gene Rad51b, whose product is annotated as RAD51 paralog B. The coding region runs from base 169 to 942 and encodes 257 amino acids. Gene Ontology annotation, molecular function: DNA binding; ATP-dependent DNA damage sensor activity; ATP binding. The record is from RefSeq and is a predicted model, not a curated record. The transcript is spliced from 8 exons. Lineage: Eukaryota; Metazoa; Chordata; Mammalia; Rodentia; Chinchillidae. Gene Ontology annotation, biological process: double-strand break repair via homologous recombination. Gene Ontology annotation, cellular component: Rad51B-Rad51C-Rad51D-XRCC2 complex.